AUGCACAUCAAUGCUGGAGCGCUGCACUAUGGGGUGUCCGUCUUUGAAGGCAUGAAGGCCUUCGCGUGCAAGGACAACAAGAUCCGGCUGCUGAACCCGGCGCUCAACGCGGCGCGCAUGCAGAAGGGCGCGGACGCGCUGCUGAUGCCACAAGUGCCUACGGACAUGUUCGUCAACGGCGUGAUGGAAGCUGUCCGACGAAACCGAGAAUUCGUCCCGCCGUACGGCCGCGGGACUGCAGAGCAGAUGCUUUCGAGGUGCUUCAGGACAUGCAACAAUGCCUCCAUGUACAUCCGGCCCUUGCUCUUCGCCAGCGGUCAGAUGUUAGGUUUGGCGCCCUUGGCAAACGAGUACACCUUCUUCGUGACAGUCCUUCCAGCUGGCGGCUACUUCGGGAAAGGCAGCGAGGUCGGGGUGAAGGCUUUGGUGAGCAGCAACCACGACCGCGCCGCCCCAAAGGGCCUUGGCUCUGUGAAGGCAGCGGGCAACUACGCCGCCGACCUCUCCCCAGUGCACCAGGUGGGUUUGCCAAAUUUGUGUGGUACUCGCUGA
Molecule: messenger RNA, 552 nt
Organism: Effrenium voratum
Lineage: Eukaryota; Dinophyceae; Suessiales; Symbiodiniaceae
Source: the annotation of a GenBank genome assembly